AUGUUCGCGAGCGCACGCGCGCGCGCAUCGCCCGAGACGCCCGGGACGUCAUCGUCGAGGCGCGGAUGCGGAUGCGCUCGCGCGCGGACGAGACGACGCGGUGCGACGCGCGCGUCUCGCGCGGACGCGGACGAAGGGAACGAUGUAUUUCGCGCGAUCGCGAUCGAGCGCGCGGUGGAGCCGUUGGUGACGCGAACGUCCACCCUAAACGAGGGCAUCGCCAAGUUUUACGACGAAUCGAGCGAGCUGUGGGAACGCGUGUGGGGAAGCGACGGGGGCGACGGGACGCACAUGCAUCACGGAUACUACCGCGCGGGCGAACCGAUCGAUCACGCCAAGGCGCAGGUGGACAUGAUCGAGGAGAGCUUGAAAUUCGCGGGCGUCGAGGGGGCGAGGCGGGUGUUGGACGUCGGGUGCGGCAUCGGCGGGAGCUCGAGACACAUGGUGCGAAAGUGGGACGGGUGCGCGGCGGAGGGCGUGACGCUGUCGCCGGUGCAGGCGGCGCGGGCGAACGCGCUGGCGAUAGAGCAAGGCGUGGAGGAUCGAGCGAAUUAUCGCGUCGCGGACGCGCUGAAUACGCCGUUCGAGGACGCGUCGUUCGAUUUCGUGUGGUCCAUGGAAUCGGGCGAGCACAUGCCGGACAAGAAGAAAUUCGUCGACGAACUCGCGCGGGUGUGCGAACCCGGGGGGACGAUUUUGAUCGUUACCUGGUGUCAUCGCGUGUUGAAAGACGGCGAGACCGAGCUCGAGGCUGGGGAGAAGAUCUUGCUCGAUCGCAUCUGCGACGCGUACUACCUCCCGGCGUGGUGCUCCGUCGCGGAUUACGAGUCGCUCGCGAAAGACGCUGGUCUGGUGGACAUACGCACGGCUGAUUGGAGUGAGGAGGUGAAGCCGUUCUGGAAAGGGGUCAUCAAGACCGCGCUGACGCCGAGAGGGAUAAUCGGUCUCAUCAAAUCUGGCGCCGCCACCUUGCGCGGAGCGCUCGUGAUGCCGCUCAUGCAAACCGGCUUGGCGACGGGAACCAUUAAAUUUAACGUCAUCGUCGCUCGAAAACCCAUCUGA
Molecule: messenger RNA, 1062 nt
Organism: Ostreococcus tauri
Lineage: Eukaryota; Viridiplantae; Chlorophyta; Mamiellophyceae; Mamiellales; Bathycoccaceae
Product: Methyltransferase type 11
Exons: 1
Coding region: 1-1062 (353 amino acids)
Biological process (GO): methylation
Molecular function (GO): S-adenosylmethionine-dependent methyltransferase activity
Source: RefSeq, a predicted model, not a curated record